CGCACGAACGCGCAAACCUGAGACCUCUUCUGUACAUUUUCAGCUUGGAUAAUUAAAACAAAACCAUGCCAGUCAUGAUAAGGAAUGAAGUUUUCUCCUGUUUUGUUUUCUAUGGCGUGCUUCUGGUGAUAAAAAUGUACGUUAUAGCUAUAGUAACGGGGCAAGUGAGGCUGCGCAAAAAGGCUUUUGCCAACCCCGAGGACGCGCUGAGACACGGAGGUUUACAGUUUCACAGAGAAGAUCCAUAUGUGGAGAGAUGCCGGAGAGCUCAUAUUAACGACAUGGAGAACAUCCUCCCCUUCCUCUUCGUGGGUGCCAUCUACUCCCUGACUGGCCCCUCACUGACUGUGGCCCGCCUCCACUUCCUGGUCUUCUUCUUGGGUCGUGUCCUGCACAGCAUCGCCUACCUGUUCGCCCUGCGUGCGCCGACCCGCUCUCUGGCCUACACCGUUGCACAGAUACCUUGCAUCUCGAUGGCUGUGCAGAUCCUCAUGGCAGUCGCAGCGUAUGCCUGAUGAUCCAGCAACGAGGCGCUGAACUAGAGGUGCUGCUCUGGGUGGAAAGAUGGCAAUCCAUGACCUUGUGUCAGAAAAAGUGGGAGGGUCUCCUGAGAGGGAGAGCUUAAAGACAGGAAUGUCAGUGAGAGUGCAAUACAAGGUGUGUGAUUACACACAGCUGGGAUUCCUGAGACUUCGACAGUAUUUUUCAAUGUGAGAAUCUCUUAAAAGUUAUUUGAAGUUAUUGUACUGUACUAUUUAAAAUGCAAAUGAAGUUUGUUUUCUUUUUAACCAGGUUUUGUUAAAACCUUUCUCGAUUGACAGUUGUAGACUUUACUUUAAGCCACUUUGGAAUAUUUUCCAGCACUGCACUGCACAUUUGAAUCACCCCUUCCCCCUCUUUUUGUGUUUACACGCAACACAAACCACCAUUCACGUCGUGUUGUAUCCUCCAUGGCUUCAUCUGUUUCCUGUGUGGCUAUUACAUCUGUUGUGAUAACAUUUGUUUGCGUACUAUGUUCAACAGAAGCGUCCUGACAUGAUGACUGAUGAUGUGUUGAAAGAUUUAAUAAUACACUCUUAUGCUUUUUACUGCAUCUCUCAAAUUAAUUACAUUUCAGAGAGGAAGAACAGAGUUUGGACUGAGUAAAUAACCUGGUGAAAGAAUCUUAUCUGUGAAAACAUAUUUGGAAACUAUUUUAAAGUAUUGUAAUAAUAAUUUAUUAUCCAAUUUAAUGUAUACAAUGAUGUUUUGAACCCAUAGAUGCAUUUUUGUCGGCAAUAAAACAAU
Messenger RNA from Centropristis striata (black sea bass), 1287 nucleotides. RefSeq names its product prostaglandin E synthase (gene ptges). Gene Ontology annotation, cellular component: membrane. Gene Ontology annotation, molecular function: prostaglandin-E synthase activity. Bases 66 to 515 code for a protein of 149 amino acids. Gene Ontology annotation, biological process: prostaglandin biosynthetic process. The record is from RefSeq and is a predicted model, not a curated record. Lineage: Eukaryota; Metazoa; Chordata; Actinopteri; Perciformes; Serranidae. The transcript has 3 exons.